Molecule: messenger RNA, 2489 nt
Organism: Oncorhynchus mykiss (rainbow trout)
Lineage: Eukaryota; Metazoa; Chordata; Actinopteri; Salmoniformes; Salmonidae
Source: RefSeq, a predicted model, not a curated record
AAUUCCGCGAUGGCAAAGCCCGCCAGCCUUCCCAGCUAGCACGCUAAAUCAUAAUUAAGUUCCCCAAUCAUUUGAUCCACGGCGCAUUUUUAUUAAAUUAGUUGUAGCUGGGUAGUUAUUGAAACAAGUACCCAAAGGUUCACAUUUGCUAGCUAUUAGUUUCCAAUUAACAUUAAGGGUGGGUUCGUAAAUUAACUCUGGCUAUAAAGUCUGAGUGCCAUAGCGCAGAAUAAUUGAUGAAUUUAUGAACGGCCAGAGCGCACUCCAGAUUGAAUUUACGAACACACUGGACUGUGUGUGGACCUCAAUUCGUCGUUCAAUCACCCACGUGGGUAUGUGCUCCUUAACACCAAUGAGGUGUCAAAAUGGAGUUCGGUAAUGUUAUGUUGGAUAUAGAGCAGAUCGUUCUGGGGGAAGAGGUGAUGACCAGUAGCACAGCAUCCAUCAUCAAACCACAGACUGUCCCUGCUCCCCAACCCUAUCAGCAUGACAGCGUACAGUGUUUUCAGUGCUUCAUUACAUUCUGUAAUGCCAAGUCCAGGGAGAGACACAUGAGGAAGAGCCAUCGUGAGGAAUACAAGCAGUCGCUCCAGCAGACAGAUACGCUGUUCACCUGUUAUGUGUGCGAUCGUACCUUCUCCUCCUCUGAGGAGCUGACGCAGCACCAGGCCUCACACAGCCUGGAAGACAAGCCCUUCUGCUGCACCCACUGCCAGGGAAGCUUCCGGACUUUCUCUGAGUUGACAGUCCACCGGCGACAGCUGUGCAAGGAGCGUCAGUGUGCGUGCAAGAACUGUGGCAUGGUAUUGCGGGGCCCAAACCAGUUACGCACCCACUGCCUCACCCAGCACCCCCAGCUGAUGGAAGAGGAGGAUGAUGACACCAAGACUCAUCGUUGUGGCAAGUGCGGCCGCAGGUUUGAGAUGGAGGUGGAGCUUGUGCUGCACCAGGAAAACUUUGUGGGUCAUCGGCAUUGUGACGCAAAAGUCCCAGCCAAACAACGCGGACGCCCUCCCAAGAAAGUGUCUGUGGCUGAGCCAAAGUCUGCUGAGCGAGAGGCAGCUAAUGGAGAGAAGAGUGGGAAAGCUGGCGAUGGGGGAGAGGAGUUUGUGGCAAAAGGAGGGAAACGACCAGGUCUACCCCAUAAGGAGGAGCUCCAAAUUCCCUGUCCUAAAGCUGAGUGUGACCUCAUGUUCUCCUCUGUUGCCCUUCUCCGGGCCCACAAGAAGGAGAAGCACAGGCGGCCACCUCCACCUCUCAAGACUCACCCCUGCUCUGAGUGUGAAGAGAGCUAUACUCGACCGGAGCAGCUCAAAGCCCACAUGGCCAUGGCUCACGGCUACGGCCAACACAACUGCCCUACCUGCGGCAAGACCUUUGGCCGGGAGAGCAACCUAAAGGCACACCAGAAGACCCACACUGAGGGAGAGGCAACAGACAAAUAAAAUAGAUAAUCUGGGGAAAGGAGAAUGUCAUCAUGGUCAAUUUAUGUAAUGGUUAAAGGUGCAAUAUGCAGAAAUUGCUUACCAUUUUCUGGUUGCUAAAAUUCUAAUAGUUUGCCUAAUUUUAGUUUGUGAUAAAACAAGCAAUGUAUAGAAUAGAUAAUCAUUAUACCAUCUAAACCACUGUGAAAUAUAUUGUCAGCUGUUUGAGACUGGUGUACAAACCCAAAAGUAAAAGCCACAAAAUGAAACUUAAGGGAGUCAUAGAAAUAGCGCACAUAGAACAUAUCUACUGCUUCUUAGACUUGUUUUCGAUGAGUUGUUUGCUUUCUAUAACUCAUAUUUCUAUGUGGAUUUGGUCGGGUUACCUAAAAAGUUUCAUGCUGCAGCUUUUAAGGGUUGGAAAAAUAUAAUUUGGUUAAAACAGGCAUUGACGUGGGUGGGUUUUUUAUGUUCAAGAUGGGAGUUUGGAGUAUGUGACAUACCAUUAUGGAUAAGCACUUGGUUGGAUCAUUAGCUUGUUCCUGGUUGCUCCCACGGAUUAUUUUGAAAUGCUUUUAGAACCCUCUAAUGAUGUGUACAUGAUCGUGAAUUUCAACUGCCAGCCCCCUUCCAGGGUAGGAAUCUAUUUCCAUAUUACCUCAAAUGUGAGCAGAUUUAGUAACUUAUCAUAUUGAUUUUAGUAGGAAAUCAAUGGGUUUUAUGGUUUGCAUUUUAGUCAUUUAGCAGAUGCGCUUAUCCAGAGCAACUUACAGGAGCAAUUAGGGUUAAGUUCUUUGCUCAAGGGCACAUCAACAGAUUUGUCAUCUAGUCAGCUCGGGAUUCGACCUUUCAGUUACUGGCCCAUCGCUCUUAAUCGCUGGGCAACCUACCGCCUUCAACAUUCCACUCAUCAUUUAGUUUACGUUCCUGUCAAGGCAUCUUCUGAUCAUGUAAAUGUAUAUAUAUUGGUCCGGAGAAUAUAUUAUUCUGUGAAGGAUGUCGUUGUUGUGAUAUGAUCUUGUACUUUUUUCAUCCAUAAUUAAAGAGUAAGGAGUAAUUUUUAAA